Seriola dumerili (greater amberjack) is the source of this 2410-nucleotide messenger RNA. RefSeq names its product MAF1 homolog, negative regulator of RNA polymerase III (gene maf1b). The coding region runs from base 552 to 1289 and encodes 245 amino acids. NCBI's taxonomy places the organism in Eukaryota, Metazoa, Chordata, Actinopteri, Carangiformes, Carangidae. The record is from RefSeq and is a predicted model, not a curated record. Gene Ontology annotation, molecular function: RNA polymerase III core binding. Gene Ontology annotation, biological process: negative regulation of transcription by RNA polymerase III. Gene Ontology annotation, cellular component: nucleus. The transcript is spliced from 8 exons.
UUGAUGAGAAUAGAUGCCUUAUUGAGGUGACCGAUGAUUUGAGAAAAACUUGACCUGUUUUGAUAUAUCAUUAGGCUAGGUGACUCGUUAGUUGCUACUUUUCUGAUCGAGUCGCUUAGAAAAAGGCGACUUGAUCUAGCUAAUACAAAUUGUUUUGUAAAAUCAGGUCGAAAGGGAUGCCGCUGCAGACAGACUCCGACGGACGCAAACAGUCUCUGGAUUUAAUCUCAUCGCAUUUAAUCGGGAAGAGCAGCUUUUCUAUAAAUUUAAAAGGCCUCAGAAUAACUCCCUCUCGACCGAGUGCUUUUGUAAGAUGUUUAAGCUCAAGUGCGAAUUAGUAGCUCAGCUGUGAAGUGAAGACAGGAGCGUUAAUAACCAGCAAGCUAACCGCUAACUUAGCUAACGUUAGCUAGUCAAAGAUAAAGCGCGGAUCGUUAAGCUUUUACGUCGCCGAGUGACUGCUUGGGAUAAGAAAACGAGUGUCUACAGUCUGCGGAUUGACUUCUGAACCUGUUAUUUUCUGUCUCUGCUGAAAAUACUGCUCGACAGCAAUGAAAUUGUUGGAAAACUCCAGCUUUGAAGCUCUCAGCUCCCGACUGUGUGUUGAAACAGGAGAGUCUCGCAUCCUUGGCAGGAUCGAGAGUUACUCCUGCAAGAUGGCAGGAGACGAUAAACACAUGUUCAAGCAGUUCUGCCAGGAGGGGGAGCCACACGUCCUGGAGGCUCUUUCUCCCCCUCAGUCCACCAGCGCCACCAGCCCUUCACAACUGGGGAAGAGCAGUGAGGAUGGGGAAAACCCUCUGAGUGACAAGUGUUGCAGGAAGACUCUUUUCUACCUCAUCACCACACUCAACGAGUCUUUCAGGCCGGACUAUGACUUCAGCGCAGCACGGGCCCACGAGUUCAGCCGAGAACCGAGUCUCAACUGGGUGGCUAAUGCAGUAAACACCAGCUUGUUCUCAGCUGUGGGAGAGGAGUUCAACUCUCUUGGCCCGGAGCUGUGGAACGCCGUCGACCAGGAGAUUAACCUGCAGGGCUGUGACAUUUACAGCUACAACCCUGAUCUGGACUCGGAUCCUUUUGGUGAAGAGGGGAGCCUCUGGUCCUUCAACUACUUCUUCUACAACAAGAAGCUCAAGAGGAUUGUAUUCUUCACAUUUCGCUCUGUCAGCGUCCUGAGUGGCUAUGGCCGUGAUUGUCUCGACAAUGAGCUGGACAUGGAGCUGGAUGAUGAGGAGGAAAUGGAUGGCUUUACUGAGGACAGGUGCCCCAGAGCUCUGUGCGUGUGAAUUUUCCCAGACGACGCGCCUUGGCCAAAGAAUAUCUCGGCUUUUCCUCCUUCGCCUCAUCCUACCUUUUUUGUUUUUGGGCUGUUGCUGCCUUUCAUCCAAAGCCAUGUUCACACUUUAGACAAAUGCAUGUUUGAAGCCUUCUGUUCUGCUGGCAGUGAACUGUGUACCGUGAGAUGGUGGACAUUUUGUAAAGACCCCACGGUAACUUUAAGCUCCUUCAUUCUCCAGGAUGGCUUUUGACCCAAAGCUCCAGGCCCAAGCAGAACACAUUGACACAUACCGGGCUUCUAUACACUUGUCACAUUUCCAAAGAGACCACUUCAUGGACUUUUCGAGAAGGAGGUCGUCUUGUUAUGGAUGUGUGGCCUAGAGGACUGCAAGCGAGUUGGGUUUCUUGCAAAUGAUGUCAAAGCGGAGUCCAGAUAACACCAGCACCAAUGAAGACAGGUAAAAGUUUAUAAUAUUCCAACCUGGGACGGGGCUGGGUCCAUUUUAAAAGUCCUAUUAAGGCUGACUGAUCAGCUGAAAACUCAGCUGUUGUUCAUUGUUUGCUACUUUGUGUGUUGCUUUUUAUGUGUGACAGUGAUGUUACUGUGAGAACUUUUUUUAGCACUGAGUUUUAAAUCUAAAAACGCUGCAUUUAUAACUGUAUUAUUGAACCAUAUUACUGCGAACACGUGUCUGUACUUGUUAGACAGGAGGAAGCUGUUGGCACCUGGGUUGCAGCUUAGAAAACAUAUCAGCUUUUAUCAGACGUUCACUAUUAGUCAGUUUCAUUUCGUAUGUCGCCUAGAUCCAAUAUUUUUUCAUUGUCUCCUUAACCUAUUCCUGUUUAACCUUCAUUUCUAAAUGUCUUGUCUUGCCAGUGUUUUCUUUGCUCAUUACCUCAGUGCAAAGGCGUCAUUGAUAAGUGAAUGUAUAGUACAGUUUGGAGGGAAAAAAACACAGAAAAUCUUAACAGAAAAAUGACUGAUAUGUUCGGCAUUGUUUUUUAGAAACUAAGCUCCUCUUUACGUUCCUUUUAAAAGUGGGUAGGAGUUCUGUGUCUUUUCUUGACUGCUUUGUGCUUUGAUUGGCCGAUAUAUUACAGAUGUGAAUAAACUGGUGUUUGAAUCAGA